AUGUCUGCGGCGCAAGCAGAGGACGCUGAAAACUCCCAAGUUCAGCUGCUCAAGGAACUGCUCUUGCAGCAGACCCGCCGUUCCGAGCAACUGGGCCAGCAGGCGGCCGCCCGGGAUUGGGAGCGAUGGGAACUGCUGCAGCUGUUGCGUCAGAAAGACGAACAGCUGGAGUUUGAGGAGAGCACUGCGGCAAAGCAGCGCGUAGUGCUAAACUCAGCCCGUUCCAGUGCUCGCCACUACCGGGCCGUGUGCUGCCUGCGUGCCUGGGCCAACCACGUGCAGCAGCUUUGCGCCGAGCGGGCCCUGCUGCGAGCCAGGAACAGGCUCACCGUCGGGCGAGCGCGCCAUGCUGGCAGCCUUCUUCGGAGUGUUCUAAAACAUUUGGUGGAGCGGCAGCUGGGCUUUGCGCUCCACCGGCUGUGGCUGCGAAGAGCGGCCCCGGAUGUUCGCCCUUUGCCCGAUCCAGUCUUCUCUACACCUGUCAAGCACGCAGAAGGCAGGUUGAGAGGUCGGCCGCCGCCGUCCUGGGAUCCCAGCCCGCGUCCGUUGCCGCGGAUGCCGGGCUCGGACCGCCGGUUGAAUGCCAGCAUGAGUGAGAUCUCCACGGAGAUCCCCAGCGUGCUGCUGGAGAGCGGCCAGAGGAGUAGUGCCAGCAGCGUGUGCGCGGCUGAAGCCAGCGCGCCAAGGAUGCAAUGCGCCGGGGCUGCCCAACUGGCCAUCAGCCUGCAGCGGAGCGUGGCUCGCCGGCUCUUCUGGUCCUUUGCUCGCUGGACUAGGGGGCAGGAGGUGCUGGACAGCCUUUUGUCGCCGCGGUCGCAGCGGGAGCUGCAGGGCCUGGAGCUGCAGGGUUUCGAGCGCCGCUGCGAGGUGCUGGAGCGCCGCUGUGCCGAGCAGGCUGGCUGGCGCGGCGAAGCGGAGCGGCGCAUCAAGCAGCUGGCGGCGUCCGGCGAGCGCGUGGAGCGGGAUCGGCGGGCCCGGCCCAGCGAGCUGACCGAUGCUCAGCAUGAGGAGAGAGCCCGUGCUGAACAAGCAGAGGCUCUGCGGGACACCUUGGAGCAGGAGGAGCAGCUCGGGGAGCUGCUGCGCGCCAGGCUUUGGGCGCUGGAGCAGGACAAUGAGCUCAUGACCAAAGAGGUCGAAGCUGAAAAGAUGCUCUCCAUGGAAGGCGAGGAGCAGUUUCAUCAGCAGCUGGCUGCGUUCAACAUGGAGCGCUCGGAAUUGGUGGCAUCCAUCCACUCAGCAAAAGCGGCACAGGAGGCCUCAGCCCAGCAAGUGGCCGACAAAGUGAGGCGCUCGCUCCUGGAGGCGUGGGGCCGCGACCGAGGAAAGUGGGCGCAGGAACGCGCAGACCUCAGCGCAACCGCUGCAAAGGCCAGCGAAGAAGCGAAGUUUGCGCAAGUGGCUGCCAUCAAUGCGGAAGCCGAAGCAGCUGCCAAGGUGCGCUGGGCAGCUGGCGAAGCCAAAGAGGUUGCGAAAGCAGAGCUUCGCGGAGAAGAGCAUUUGUGCACCCAGCUUGCUGCAGAAUUGCGCGAGCGGAUCAGUCAGGCCCCUGGCCCGCGGCUUCGCGGCGGAGGCCGCGAAGACCACCGCCAGUGGGAAGGUCUCGCAGGUGAUUGGGGCGGUGGUGGACGUGCAGUUUGA
Molecule: messenger RNA, 1641 nt
Organism: Effrenium voratum
Lineage: Eukaryota; Dinophyceae; Suessiales; Symbiodiniaceae
Source: the annotation of a GenBank genome assembly